AUGAGUGAGGGACGGAUGGAGUCAGAGGAGAGGGAACGCAGGGAUGAGGAGGUGGGCGACAGAGAUCGGAACAGAAAACAAGGCGGAAGCCGAGGCCCGUCGGAAGGUAACUCUGGUGGGCAGGAAGAGGAGCAGCGAGAUCUCUCCCAUGUCAGAAGAGCCAGCGCGAGCAGUAGCCGGGUGGACGAAGGCCUGCAGCAGAGCAACAGAGACCGCAACGAUGCCGGGGAUGAAUGCAAUGGCGGCGAAAGGAGGUUCGGCAGCCAACGUCGUAGCGGCAGCGGCGCUCGUCCACGGCAGCGAGGAGGCGAUACGGAUACCCUAUAUAUCAGCAACCUGCCCCUGCGCUGCGGAGCACUAGAACUUCGACGGAUUUUCGAGGAGGUUGGAGAGGUCAAGGACUGCAGAAUUGUCAACAAUCCCGUCUCAAGGGAGUCUCGCGGCUUCGCAUUCUUGUCAUUCGUGGAUCCCAGCCAUGCUGCGGUGGCAAUAGACCGAUUCGACAACAAGAUGAUCUUUGGUGACGGUGCUAGGCCAGUUAGGGUAGAGCGGGCGAAGCGCAACAAGCCCCAUAAUCCAACUCCAGGCCUGUAUAAGGGGCCGCCUGGUGCCAGUAUAAAGUAUGACAAAUCGGGGCGAUUGAAGCCAGGGUUCUUGCCGUACUACGCUGUUGCUCCUGGUGCGUCCCGGGAGUUCAUACCUCCCACUCCCUUCGGAAUGGAAUACGGCUCUGGUACGCGCAGCCAUUCUGGUGGACGUUGGGAAGAACGUGAUUGGGGCUCCAGAAGUGGCUACGAUCCAUCACGUUAUUAUGAUCGUAUGGACUACUCUGCGCACGCGAGACCACCAAUGGACUUCAGAAGCGCGAAUCCCGGCGAGUUUUCGUAUGACAUGCGAAUGGACAGAGGGUACGAUAUGAGGGCUGGUCGAGGGGGGUAUGAUGCCCGUGGUGCUCCGCCGUAUGACCGUGGAGCUCCCGUUUAUGAUGCUCGUGGCUAUGACAGAACGGGGUAUGAUGGCAAGUGGCAGCAGUAUGAAGAUCCUAGGGGAGAUGGAAGGUAUGUUGGCUAUUGUGACUACUACGGAGGGAACAGUGGCACCGGCGCCGCAUAUGAUGUCAAUCCCCGUGUAGACAGCCGCGAAGUCAAAGCCGUCGGAAGAGAACGGUCACGAUCGAGAGGGCGUCGUGAACGUCGUAGGUCUGCUUCACCGGAAGGUCGCCAUCAUCGCGCAGGCCGCAGAUGA
Messenger RNA from Eimeria acervulina, 1245 nucleotides. RefSeq lists its product as hypothetical. The record is from RefSeq and is a predicted model, not a curated record. NCBI's taxonomy places the organism in Eukaryota, Apicomplexa, Conoidasida, Eucoccidiorida, Eimeriidae. Gene Ontology annotation, molecular function: RNA binding. Bases 1 to 1245 code for a protein of 414 amino acids. The transcript has 6 exons.